AUGCCCCGGGAAAGACGAAGACACGAAAUGCGGAGACGAAGUGAAAGAAGAGUCGAUCUACUAACGCGGCAAAGCCUAGAUCUAACGUGGCGAAUUCUACAACAAUCCCUUGAAAUAUCCCAAAUAAUAAGAGAGCGAGAGAUGAUUUUAAGAGAAGGAAGAGGAGAAGAAUCCAUUCACAGUUCAAGGAGGACAAUUCCUAGUGAUGAUAUAAGAGUGAGAGCCUUUGAAGGCAUUCAUCAAGAAAUACACAGAAUGAGAACACUGGCAAGGGAGAGAAGAAGACGUCGAAACAGAGAUGAAAGAACCCGACUUACUGAAGAGAUGAGGAGGGAGGCGAGAGAGUUGAUGGAUGCCUUUGACACUGUUAAAGUAUCUGUUGUUCAUAUUAAUGAAGUUCCUGUCUGUGUGAUUUGUCUUACUGAAUAUAAUGUGGGAGAAAAUGCCUCCCAAAUGCCAUGUCACGAGAAUCAUAUUUUCCACCCGGACUGUCUUCUGCAAUGGUUAGAAAGGAAGAAAAACUGCCCACUAUGUAAAACGCUUGUGUCUUAUCCAUAUCACCAACCGUUUUCAGUGCCACCUUGA
This is a messenger RNA of Cryptomeria japonica (Japanese cedar), 585 nucleotides long. Its product is annotated as E3 ubiquitin-protein ligase MBR1-like. Gene Ontology annotation, molecular function: zinc ion binding. The record is from RefSeq and is a predicted model, not a curated record. NCBI's taxonomy places the organism in Eukaryota, Viridiplantae, Streptophyta, Pinopsida, Cupressales, Cupressaceae. The coding region runs from base 1 to 585 and encodes 194 amino acids. The transcript has a single exon.